This is a messenger RNA of Dicentrarchus labrax (European seabass), 927 nucleotides long. RefSeq names its product glutaredoxin (thioltransferase) (gene glrx). The transcript is spliced from 3 exons. The record is from RefSeq and is a predicted model, not a curated record. Bases 77 to 394 code for a protein of 105 amino acids. Lineage: Eukaryota; Metazoa; Chordata; Actinopteri; Moronidae.
GACAAACCGCAGGCAUCAUCUUUCCCCUCUCUCCCACCGAUCCCACUUUCGCUCUCUGAUCUUCUGAACACUUAAAAUGGCGCAGCAGUUCGUGGACACCAAAAUCAAAGGAGACAAAGUGGUGCUGUUCAUGAAGCCCACGUGCUCCUACUGCAUCAUGGCUAAAGACGUUUUGUCAAAAUACAAAUUCAAGCCGGGACAUUUGGAGUACAUCGACAUUAGCGGACGCAGCGACAUGGACAGCCUGCAAGACUACUUCCUGGAGCUGACCGGAGCCCGCACGGUCCCCCGUGUGUUCAUUGGUGAGGAGUGUAUUGGAGGCGGCAGUGACGUGGUGGCACUGCAUAAGAGCGGUAAACUGGAGGGCAUGCUGAAGUCUAUUGGAGCCAUGUAGUGACCCGAUCCAGACCUCCAGAUUUUGGCAUCCAGGUGGCGGUCACAUGACUAUGCAGCGGGACUUGCGUAGUUUGCGUCGCCGCUGCUGGUACUCGCUAAGCUCCUGCAGGUAGCCUCUGGACGGCCAGCGUAGCCUCUCCACCUGCUCGCGCUCCUCCUCUGGAACACACACACACACACACACACACACACACACAUACACACACACACACAUAUAUUAUAAUUGUAAUCUACUGCAAACACAAGUAUUGCAUGUUUUGCUGAUAAAACCUUUUUAUAGCAAGAUUUACUGUCCUUGGCACAUAUUCACACAAACGCAUUCAGUUGGAUUGUUGCCAUGAACACGGCCAACAAGGCAGAAAUAUCUGUUGUACCGACAAGCAACGGAAGAUCAGUAGUGAUCAAUAAUGUGCUGUCUACCAAUUCAGGCCUGUGACUUCGCCUGUGCCCUUCAGUACCCGUCCAUUGACCUUAAAUGAUUUUUGUGUGUAUGACUAAUGACAAUAAAACGUGCUACUGCUACUAACCAGA